AUGGCAAGCACCAAGGUCAAGCCAGGGAGACCUGUAUAUAAGGCUGAUACCUCAGUCAAGAGUCCAUUGAUACCAGAGCUGAGCAAAGACCAGAAUGAGAUCGUCCUCGGGCUGCUAGGAAGUCUUCUGGAGCCCAUAGGAAGGCAUCGAGCUGCUCAUACUCCAAAGUCCUCGGGGAAAAAGUCGAAAAAGCGCAAAAGGUCAUCCGAGAAGGCAAUAGAGCUGAAUGCAGCAUCCGAACCAUUAGAGCCGGUAAUUCUGAACUAUCUUACCGUUGGACUCAACUCUACGAGCCGCCAGUUGGAGCUUGAGGCUGCUUCUUCAAAAUCUGGGAUUUCUUCCGCCGCAAAUGAGGAUACCGGAGCGUCGAAGCAAGCAUUUGCAAGACACCUAGCCGUCAUUUUUCUCCCAAAGCCUCCGGAAAAUCUGGUCUACGCGCAUCUGCCGCUGUUAUGCUACGCCCCGUCGGUGAAGUACAAGGAGAAAUCGCAGCAGACCCGCCUUGUUCUUCUGGACUCAUCCUGCGAACGCACUAUUGCUGCAGCAAUGGGACUUACUCGAGCUGGUGUGGUUGGUGUGUUUGAUGACGCACCAGGCUCCGUGUCUUUGUUGAACUAUGUGCGAGACAACGUGGUACCUGUUGAGGUUCCUUGGCUGGAGAAAGCGCUCUCCGGUGACUGGACGGGUGUCACGACUGAGUGUCAUGUACCAGGCCAGGCAUGA
Messenger RNA from Aureobasidium subglaciale EXF-2481, 723 nucleotides. RefSeq lists its product as uncharacterized. NCBI's taxonomy places the organism in Eukaryota, Fungi, Ascomycota, Dothideomycetes, Dothideales, Saccotheciaceae. Gene Ontology annotation, molecular function: ribonuclease MRP activity. The coding region runs from base 1 to 723 and encodes 240 amino acids. Gene Ontology annotation, cellular component: nucleolar ribonuclease P complex; cytosol; ribonuclease MRP complex. The record is from RefSeq and is a predicted model, not a curated record. Gene Ontology annotation, biological process: intronic box C/D snoRNA processing; nuclear-transcribed mRNA catabolic process, RNase MRP-dependent; tRNA processing. The transcript has 3 exons.